This is a messenger RNA of Astyanax mexicanus (Mexican tetra), 3461 nucleotides long. Its product is annotated as extracellular calcium-sensing receptor-like. Gene Ontology annotation, cellular component: membrane. Gene Ontology annotation, biological process: G protein-coupled receptor signaling pathway. The transcript is spliced from 6 exons. NCBI's taxonomy places the organism in Eukaryota, Metazoa, Chordata, Actinopteri, Characiformes, Acestrorhamphidae. The record is from RefSeq and is a predicted model, not a curated record. Gene Ontology annotation, molecular function: G protein-coupled receptor activity. Bases 494 to 3079 code for a protein of 861 amino acids.
CAUGAAAAUAACACCUCUGCAAAGGUAAGUACAAAGAUAGGUCAGUCAUGAUGUGGGAUUGUAUCCAGUGGGUAUGGGUAUUGAAUCCAGUGGCACAAAGUGUACAUCACUGGUAGUUGGAAAAUUCAAUAAUUAAAUAAAGAGAAAUUGAUUUAUUUGUAAGAAUGCAUUUGUAACUAUUUGAUGUUCAUUUUGGCCAGCUAAAAUGAUACUUAGAUGUAAAAUUAAAAUAUUUUACUAGCAUCAAUAACACUCCAAAUAAACAUUCUCAAAUGAAACGUUUAAAAGCUAAAUUAAAAGGAUUGACCACGCAUUUGCGUUUACUAUUGUAAAUUAGAGACACCUGACCAUCACUAGAAUUUGCACUGAAUAUAAAACCACGCCUUCUUUGUACAGUUAACACCCACAGUUACGGCAGGCCAUUAUAAGUGGCUAUUUUAGGCUUUGCAUUGCAUCCAAACGUUUCAGAGGACUGAGAGUCGCCUGGCAUGCCAUGCAGUUCAUUUUAAGUUUUUUGCCAUUUGGGUCAUUGCUGUUGAUGGCUGGCUUUAGACCAGCAGCAUGUAAAUUGAACCCGGUCAGCUGCAGGCUGUGGACUGAGCCUCAGCAGCCUGGCAUUUUUAUGAAUGGAGAUUUUGUGAUUGGAGGUGUUUUCUCUAUUCAUUUAUACACGAGAUCAGAUCAGAUCACCUACACCAGCCUGCCGCCACAACCACAGUGUUCUGGGAGCAUGGACUUCAGAGAGCUACGCUUUGCCCGUGCCAUGGAGUUCACCAUCCACGAGAUCAACAACAGAACAGAUCUCCUGCCAGGAAUCAUGUUAGGAUUCGAAAUACAUGACUCGUGCUCUACUGUACCGAUGGCCAUCAAACUGGGCUUUCAAUUUGCUAAUGGAAAAGACACCGUUUUUAAUGACUCUGAAUUAUGUGUAGAAUCUGCAGCUGCAGCGGUACCAGCUGUAAUAGGAGACUCUUCUUCCACCCCUUCAAUCAGCAUGGCCAGAAUACUAGGUCUUUUUCGAAUCCCACAGGUGAGUCACUACGCAACCUGCGCUUGUCUGAGUGAUAAACGUCAGUAUCCUGCCUUCUUCAGGACCAUACCGAGUGACCACCACCAAGCGGCCGCACUGGCAAGAAUGGUAAAAUACUUUGGUUGGACGUGGAUUGGGGCAGUGCGCAGUGAUUCAGAUUAUGGUAAUAAUGGAAUGGCCUCGUUUCUAAAAGCUGCACAGGAGGAGGGGAUCUGCGUGGAGUACUCGGAGGCCUACUACAGAACACAACCGCGCAGCAAACUGGAGAGAGUGGCAAACGUGAUCCGCAGAUCAACAGCUCGGGUAAUAGUGGCGUUUCUUGCUUCAGGCGAUAUGAGGUUCCUGCUGGAAGAACUGGCAAGAGAUCCACCGCCUCCCCUUCAGUGGAUAGGCAGUGAAACUUGGAUAUCCCAUCCAGAAUUUCUGCGGUUUAACAUGUGCUCUGGGGCAGUGGGGUUUGGGGUCCCUCGGUCAGUGAUUCCAGGUCUUCGUGAAUUUCUUCUGGAACUAACUCCAGCCCAAGCACUGAAAUCACCCAUACUGACAGAGUUUUGGGAGCGCUCUUUCAGCUGUAGCUUAAAAGGCCAGACUGAUUUUUCUGGGAGUGCAAGGGAAUGUGAUGGUAGUGAGGAUAUCAGUGCGCUGAAAAACCCAUACCUUGACACGUCGCAGCUGCGCAUCACUAACAUGGUGUAUAAAGCCACGUAUGCCAUAGCGCAUGCCAUCCACAGUAUUAUCUGUAACGAUACCCAGUGCGACAAGACCAUAAAAUUUGCCCGAUGGCAGAUACUCAACCAACUCAAAAAGGUAAACUUCACAACAAAAAAUGGCUACCGGGUCACAUUUGAUUCCAAUGGAGAUCCUGUGGCUGUUUAUGAGCUCAUAAAUUGGCAACUUAAAAAAGAUGGCGGUUUGAAUUUUGUGACCGUGGGCAAUUAUGACUCGUCCAAACCGAGAGGCCAGGAGUUCAGUAUCAGCAGACCUAUCAACUGGGUCGGGGGGCAAUCAGAGGUGCCGGCGUCUUUGUGCAGUGAGAGCUGUCCUCCUGGGACAAGGAAGGCCAUACAGAAAGGGAAGCCAAUCUGCUGCUAUGACUGUAUACCAUGUGCAGAAGGAGAGAUCAGUAACAGCACAGACUCUUUGGAUUGUAUACACUGUCCUCCUGAGUUCUGGCCCAAUACUAAGCAAGACAACUGCCUUCCCAAGCCAGUGGAGUUCCUGUCCUGGGAUGACACUUUGAGCAUCAUCCUGACAGCAUUUUCUAUUGCUGGGGCCUUCAUGGCUGUAUGUGUUGCUGUUGUCUUCUUCAAACACAGAACUUCUCCCAUCGUCCGAGCCAACAACUCAGAGCUGAGCUUUCUGCUGCUCUUCUCACUGACCCUGUGUUUCCUCUGCUCACUCACUUUUAUUGGUCGGCCCUCUGAAUGGUCCUGUAUGUUGCGCCACACAGCGUUUGGAAUUACCUUCGUCCUCUGCAUCUCCUGUGUUCUGGGAAAAACAAUAGUGGUAUUAAUGGCCUUCAGAGCUACACUUCCAGGCAGUAAUGUCAUGAAAUGGUUUGGGCCUCCACAGCAGAGACUUAGUGUUCUGGCCUUCACUCUCAUACAAGUCCUUAUCUGUAUCCUUUGGUUAAAAAUAUCACCUCCCUUUCCCUUGAAAAAUUUAAAGCACUACAAGGAAAGAAUAAUCCUGGAAUGUGGGUUGGGUUCAGCAAUAGGUUUCUGGGCUGUGCUGGGUUAUAUAGGCCUCUUGGCUUUUUUAUGUUUUGUUUUAGCUUUUCUGGCUCGGAAGCUUCCAGAUAACUUCAAUGAAGCCAAAUUCAUCACAUUCAGCAUGCUCAUAUUCUGUGCAGUUUGGAUCACCUUCAUCCCAGCUUAUGUCAGCUCUCCUGGAAAGUUCACUGUAGCUGUGGAAAUAUUUGCAAUUUUGGCUUCAAGCUUUGGUAUGAUAAUUUGCAUUUUUGCUCCCAAGUGUUUUAUUAUUGUGUGUAGGCCAGAACAGAAUACAAAAAAACACCUUAUGGGCAAAGUACCAUCUAAAGCUCUUUAAAAUUUUAGGAAAGUCACAAAAUUAACACGUACUUAUUUAGAGUACAGUGCACUUGGUAAUGAAGAAAAUAAUAAUAUAUAGUAUUUGCUUAUAUAUGAUCAGUUAGAAUCAUCUUUAUUUUAAUUUUCUAUUUCUAAUUUAGUAAACUAUGUAUAUUAUAAUCUGUGUCAACAAAAUAUAUGUGAUUUAUUUCCCCUUUUUUCUAUGCUAUUUUUACAGUUCUCUCUUACUUUUUUAAACAUUGCAUGUUUUCUGUAUUGUAGUGUAUUUUGUACAUUUGACCUAAAUGUGUGCUUCAUUAAAGUGUAUGGAAAUAAUGUAAAUAGAUUGUGGUUACGUCCAACUCUCAUUUGCUUUAAACGUUACCUACAUAUCUUUUAUG